Messenger RNA from Bufo bufo (common toad), 2166 nucleotides. RefSeq names its product integrator complex subunit 11 (gene INTS11). Gene Ontology annotation, biological process: snRNA processing. The record is from RefSeq and is a predicted model, not a curated record. The transcript has 18 exons. Lineage: Eukaryota; Metazoa; Chordata; Amphibia; Anura; Bufonidae. Gene Ontology annotation, cellular component: nucleus. The coding region runs from base 187 to 1989 and encodes 600 amino acids.
AUUGGAUGCUUAGCCCAAACCGCUUCCGACUACGGGGUGAUGUGGUCAUGUGACUCGGUGACGUUGUUUUCGGUAUCAUGGCGCUGCCCAGUUGUGGUGCAUUGUGCUGGGAUUGACGGGAGAAAAAUGAGAUCCCUUUAACUUGUUUCACUUGUAAAUUAUUUGCUGAAGAUUCCAGAUCUAAAGAUGCCAGAAAUUAAGGUUACCCCGCUUGGGGCCGGUCAGGAUGUCGGGCGCAGCUGCAUCUUGGUUUCUAUAGGAGGAAAGAACGUGAUGCUGGAUUGUGGGAUGCACAUGGGAUACAACGAUGAUCGACGGUUCCCAGACUUCUCCUAUAUUACACAGAAUGGACGUCUGACUGAGUUCCUGGAUUGUGUUAUCAUCAGCCACUUUCACCUGGACCAUUGUGGAGCGCUGCCGUACAUGAGUGAGAUGGUUGGGUUUGAUGGACCCAUUUACAUGACUCACCCUACCAAAGCCAUCUGCCCCAUCCUGCUUGAAGACUACAGGAAGAUCACCGUGGACAAGAAAGGGGAAACCAACUUUUUCACAUCACAGAUGAUUAAAGAUUGCAUGAAGAAAGUCGUGGCCGUGAACCUUCAUCAAACCGUGCAGGUUGAUGAUGAACUAGAAAUUAAGGCCUACUAUGCAGGCCAUGUUUUGGGAGCAGCCAUGGUACAGAUUAAAGUGGGCUCAGAAUCUGUUGUAUAUACUGGUGAUUACAAUAUGACUCCAGAUCGGCAUUUGGGAGCUGCAUGGAUUGACAAAUGUCGCCCGGAUCUACUCAUUACUGAAUCCACCUAUGCGACGACUAUCCGAGAUUCUAAGCGCUGUCGUGAGCGAGACUUCCUAAAGAAGGUCCACGAGACCGUAGAAAAGGGUGGAAAGGUUCUCAUUCCUGUGUUUGCGCUGGGAAGAGCUCAGGAACUCUGCAUCUUACUGGAAACAUUCUGGGAGCGGAUGAAUUUGAAAGCCCCAAUUUACUUCUCCACGGGUCUAACCGAGAAAGCAAACCACUACUACAAGCUCUUCAUCACCUGGACGAACCAGAAGAUCAGGAAGACCUUCGUACAGAGGAACAUGUUUGAGUUCAAGCACAUCAAGGCCUUCGACAGAGCUUUUGCAGAUAAUCCUGGUCCAAUGGUGGUGUUUGCGACUCCAGGAAUGUUGCACGCUGGGCAGUCCUUGCAGAUUUUCCGCAAGUGGGCAGGGAAUGAAAAGAAUAUGGUGAUUAUGCCCGGUUACUGCGUACAGGGCACAGUGGGACACAAGAUCUUAAGUGGUCAACGUAAACUAGAGAUGGAGGGGAGACAGACACUGGAAGUGAAAAUGCAGGUGGAGUAUAUGUCCUUCAGUGCCCACGCCGAUGCCAAAGGUAUCAUGCAGCUCAUUCGCCAGGCAGAGCCCCGAUAUGUACUGCUGGUGCACGGAGAAGCCAAAAAGAUGGAGUUCCUCAAGCAGAAGAUCGAGCAAGAGUUUCGUAUCCAGUGUUAUAUGCCAUUUAAUGGUGAAACGGCCACCAUCGCCACCAACCCUAACAUACCAGUGGAUAUCUCGCUAGGCCUGCUGAAGAAAGAGAGUGCACUUAGUCUCGUGCCAGAGGCUAAGAAACCCAGACUGAUGCAUGGAACCCUGAUAAUGAAGGACAAUAGUCUCCGUCUUGUGUCGCCUGAGCAGGCCUUGAAGGAAAUAGGUCUGAGCGAGCACCAGCUGAGAUUCACCUGUAGGGUGCACAUUCAGGACUCGCAUAAGGAGCAGGAAACUGUGCUGCGGAUAUACAACCACUUGAGGAGUAUUCUUAAGGAUCGCUCAGUACAGCACAUGCCCGAUGGCUCCAUCAUGGUAGAAUCCAUCCUUCUCCAGGUCUCUACCAGUUCUGAUGACCCCGGCACUAAAGAUCUUCUUAUAUCUUGGACAUAUCAGGAUGAAGAGUUGGGGAGUUUCCUGACAUCCGUUCUCAAGAAAGGUUUACCACAAGGCACCAGCUAGAUCGUUGCCUGCACUGGCAGCGGGGUGACUGAACUCCCUGUACUUUCCCACUUCACCAGUCGGAGCUGUAGAAAUAGAUGCACACUGGACUUAUAUUAUCUCUUCACCAUGUUACAAUUUAUAACAUUUAGGGAACUUUCACACUUGCGGCAGAGGUUUCCGGCAGGCAGUUCCGUC